AUGAGUAAUUCGUUAUCCAUAGAUUUGGCAAAAUUACUUGAAGAUUCUGAAGGUUACGACGUAAAUAUUAUAGUCGGUGAGGAACCGAACGUUGAAGAGUUUAAAGCACAUUCGUUAAUCUUAUCUAGUAGGUUGACAUAUUUUAAAAGUGUACUAUCUUCACGAUGGGCAAGGGUGGAAAAUGGGAUUACCAUUUUCAAUAAACCCAAUAUUUCUCCUUCAGUGUUUAAAGUACUUUUAAGAUACAUUUAUACAGGAGUAAUUUCCACAGAAAACAAUGAAGUUAGCUUUGUUGAUAUUGUUAUUGCAAGUGACGAGCUUCAAUUUAUUAAAGUAUAUCAACGAUUCGAAUAUUAUCUGAUUGAGAAUGAAUCUAAUUGGAAACAAAAGGAUAUAGUUACAGUUCUUCAGCAUGACCACUUAACCAGCUUGUAUAAUAUCGCAAUAAAACUGGCGUGUAAAAACCCGGAAGUUAUUUUUAAAUCAGAGGAUUUCUUUAGAAUGAAAGAAGCCCACCUUAUUAAUCUUUUAAAAUGUGAUGACCUUGAAUUAGACGAAAUUGAAAUAUGGGAAUACGUAAUUCAAUGGGGGAUCGAAAAUACCACUUCAAUUUUGGAUGAUGAUUUAACGAAAUGGACACUGGAGAAUUUCACGGACCUCAAAAAUACUUUAAGUAACUGCAUUCCUCACAUUCGAUUUUUUCAAAUGUCUCCUGGCGAUUACGCAAAAGUUAGAGACCAGUUUAAAGAUAUUCUACCCGACGGCCUUGAUGGUGAAAUUACUCAAUAUUUUUCGAAUCCUAAUUUUAAGCCGUCUGUCAACACUUUACCAUUAAGAAAGCAUUCAUUUGAUUCGAUCAUUAUUAAUUCUAAAGAUGCAGGUAUAAUAGCAAGUUGGAUUGAUAGGCGAAAAACGCCAUAUUAUUUUACAAAUAUACCCUUCAAACUUAAGCUUAUUUACCGUGCUAGUCGUGAUGGCUUUAAGAUUAAAAAAUUUCAUGAAAAAUGUGAUAACAAGGGACCAACACUUGUCGUUAUUAAAGCAUGCGAUUCAAGACAUAUAGUUGGCGGAUACAAUCCAUUAAAUUGGUGUAGAGUUAACGUGGAUGACAGGAAUUCACUAUUAUCUAAUGAUUUUGAUCAUCGAUGCAAAACAUCCAAUAGUUUUAUAUUUUCAUUAACAAAUCGGACAAUUCCAAUAUUAAGCCGAGUUUCUUCUAAGGAAGAGGCGAUCUUUUGGUGCAGAAAUAAAGGACCAUGA
Molecule: messenger RNA, 1260 nt
Organism: Acaulospora morrowiae
Lineage: Eukaryota; Fungi; Glomeromycota; Glomeromycetes; Diversisporales; Acaulosporaceae
Source: the annotation of a GenBank genome assembly